Mandrillus leucophaeus (drill) is the source of this 3747-nucleotide messenger RNA. RefSeq names its product cullin 4A (gene CUL4A). The record is from RefSeq and is a predicted model, not a curated record. Lineage: Eukaryota; Metazoa; Chordata; Mammalia; Primates; Cercopithecidae. Gene Ontology annotation, molecular function: ubiquitin protein ligase binding. The transcript has 18 exons. Gene Ontology annotation, cellular component: Cul4A-RING E3 ubiquitin ligase complex. Gene Ontology annotation, biological process: ubiquitin-dependent protein catabolic process; protein ubiquitination; DNA damage response. The coding region runs from base 263 to 2266 and encodes 667 amino acids.
ACUGUUGUUACCUACCCUCAUGCCAGCUGUGACUGGACUGCAGUGUUCCAACGAGAAGUGCCCUAAACUUAGCCAUAAUAAAUAAUUUAUUUGUAGAUUCCGGAAGUACUGGGGUAGGGUGUGGGGUGCCUUUUUGUUAUGAUUACAGCUGUAUUAACAACAGGGUUGUUUUGUGAACCAAUCUGUUGUUCAUACUGAAGAAUUGAUAUAUCCCUUUUGUUCGCAGGCUGUGGAAAAUCUCUGUUCUCACAAAGUCUCCCCAAUGCUGUACAAGCAACUACGUCAGGCCUGUGAAGACCACGUCCAGGCACAGAUCCUUCCGUUUAGAGAAGACUCACUAGAUAGUGUUUUAUUCUUAAAGAAGAUUAACACAUGCUGGCAGGACCACUGCAGACAAAUGAUCAUGAUUAGAAGCAUCUUCCUGUUCUUGGACCGCACCUAUGUGCUGCAGAACUCCACGCUGCCCUCCAUAUGUAUUGUUUCUUACUGUCUGUACAGGGAUAUGGGAUUAGAACUGUUUAGAACCCAUAUUAUUAGUGAUAAAAUGGUUCAAAGUAAAACCAUUGAUGGAAUCCUGCUGCUGAUCGAGCGCGAGAGGAGCGGCGAGGCCGUGGACCGGAGCCUGCUGCGGAGCCUGCUGGGCAUGCUGUCCGACCUGCAGGUGUAUAAAGAUUCAUUUGAACUGAAAUUUUUGGAAGAGACUAACUGCUUAUAUGCUGCCGAAGGCCAAAGGUUAAUGCAGGAAAGAGAGGUUCCAGAAUAUCUUAACCAUGUAAGUAAACGUUUAGAGGAAGAAGGAGACAGAGUGAUCACUUACUUGGACCACGGCACACAGAAACCACUGAUUGCUUGUGUGGAGAAACAGCUGUUAGGAGAACAUUUAACAGCGAUUCUGCAGAAAGGGCUUGACCACUUACUGGAUGAGAACAGAGUGCCGGACCUCGCGCAGAUGUACCAGCUGUUCAGCCGGGUGAGGGGCGGGCAGCAGGCGCUGCUGCAGCACUGGAGCGAGUACAUCAAGACUUUUGGGACAGCGAUCGUCAUCAAUCCUGAGAAAGAUAAAGACAUGGUCCAAGACCUGUUGGACUUCAAGGACAAGGUGGACCGCGUGAUCGAGGUCUGCUUCCAGAAGAACGAGCGGUUCGUCAACCUGAUGAAGGAGUCCUUUGAGACGUUCAUUAACAAGAGACCCAACAAGCCUGCAGAACUAAUCGCAAAGCAUGUGGAUUCAAAGUUAAGAGCAGGCAACAAAGAAGCCACAGACGAGGAGCUGGAGCGGACGUUGGACAAGAUCAUGAUCCUGUUCAGGUUCAUCCACGGUAAAGAUGUCUUUGAAGCAUUUUAUAAAAAAGAUUUGGCAAAAAGACUCCUUGUUGGGAAAAGUGCCUCAGUCGAUGCUGAAAAGUCUAUGUUGUCAAAGCUCAAGCAUGAGUGUGGUGCAGCCUUCACCAGCAAGCUGGAAGGCAUGUUCAAGGACAUGGAGCUUUCGAAGGACAUCAUGGUUCAUUUUAAGCAGCAUAUGCAGAAUCAGAGUGACUCAGGCCCUAUAGACCUCACAGUGAACAUACUCACAAUGGGCUACUGGCCAACGUACACGCCCAUGGAAGUGCACUUAACCCCAGAAAUGGUUAAACUUCAGGAAGUAUUUAAGGCAUUUUAUCUUGGAAAGCACAGUGGUCGAAAACUUCAGUGGCAAACUACUUUGGGACAUGCUGUUUUAAAAGCGGAGUUUAAAGAAGGGAAGAAGGAAUUCCAGGUGUCCCUCUUCCAGACACUGGUGCUCCUCAUGUUCAACGAGGGAGAUGGCUUCAGCUUUGAGGAGAUAAAAAUGGCCACGGGGAUAGAGGAUAGUGAGUUGCGCAGAACGCUGCAGUCCCUGGCCUGUGGCAAAGCGCGUGUGCUGAUUAAAAGUCCCAAAGGAAAGGAAGUGGAAGACGGAGACAAGUUCAUUUUUAAUGGAGAGUUCAAGCACAAGUUGUUUAGAAUAAAAAUCAAUCAAAUUCAGAUGAAGGAAACUGUUGAGGAACAAGUUAGCACCACUGAGAGAGUGUUUCAGGAUAGACAAUACCAGAUUGAUGCUGCUAUCGUCAGAAUAAUGAAGAUGAGAAAGACUCUUGGUCAUAAUCUUCUAGUUUCUGAAUUAUAUAAUCAGCUGAAAUUUCCAGUAAAGCCUGGAGAUUUGAAAAAGAGAAUUGAAUCUCUGAUAGACAGAGACUAUAUGGAGAGAGACAAAGACAAUCCGAAUCAGUACCACUACGUGGCCUGACGCAUCUGCAGACGGUUCCCCUUCAGGAAACACUAGAAUGUACCCUCAGAGCAGGAAGCACACCUGUGCCAUUUCUGGGACUCUGAUUGAUCCAGCUGUGGACAUUGGAAGGCGAAGGAAGGGAGGUGGCUCCUGGGUCAUCCUUCACAAGGCUCAAGACUUCAACCGGCAGAUGUAUCUUUUUCCCUCCAGUUUUUCCUCUAGUUCUUUUAGGCAUUUAAAUUGUUUCUGUUACUCUGUGCAAAAUAACUUUGAGAUUGGACAAGAAGAUAUUGCUAAAGAGAAGUUCCUUUAAAAGGUCUUGUUCUUGUGUCAAAAAGCUGAAAGUUUGGUUUGUUCUUGUGUGUGAUCAUGAAUGCACAAUGAAGAAGACCCUAGAUGCUGCAUUUUUUAGCUCUGAAGAUUCCUUAGGUAUCCCUGAAGACAGCUCGCUCAGAUGACCAGCAUUUAGAGUGAAAUAAGGGCCCUUCGUGGGUGAGCAUGAGAAAGAGCCAGGGUUCAAAGCUGGCGAAUGGAUGGUGCAUCCUAGCCACUGGCCUCUCUGUGUUUCCUGUAUUUCCAAAAGUGAUAAAUUUGAUGGCUGAUUUUUUGUAAGUCAGGUUUCUCAGUGAGCUCCCUGACGUGCCAAGGCCAUGGUGUCCGCCCUGCUGCGUCUGUUCGUUUCAGCUGAGUUGCUUGUGAAUCUCUGUUUUAGGGUUUGGGGCUAGCGUGUUUGUGUUUCCAUUCUAAGAUUGAGUCUGGCAGUCCCUGUUUUUUUGCAUUGGGGUAACUGCUCUUUGAUUUUUUUUAAUUGCAGUAUUUGUAUGAUUGCAAUAAUAAAGUUUGGUUUGGUUUUUACAGUCACGCGCAGGGAUGAUCCUUGUUCUCUGCUGUAAACUGUAAAAAGUUUAUGGAGACUUAAAAGUCUUGAUGUUGUGAAGCAGAGGUUAUUUUGUGGAAAGAUUAAAAGGAUUUUGUUGGUACCUGGUUUUGUGUUGUGUAUAUAUACAUGAGGUUGAACAGUGAAAGGAAAGUUCAGUGGUGAUGUUAGAAGGGUAACUAUGACAAAGAUACUUUUGAGAUAACAUUUAAAAGUACUUUAUAUUUUACAUAAUAGCAUGUUUCAUUUUGAUUAAAAGCUACCAAAGGAAUUUUGAUCAUGGCCUAAGUGUUUAAAGCAAUAUUUUCUGGAAUAUACCGAGUUUAUAUAAUUUGAUUUUGUGCUAAAUUAUUAAAAGAGUCUCUUUUUGAAACAUGCGGGUGGGUUUCCAUAUUAAAAUCCUCACUCUUUAAUAGUCAUUUCUAUCUUUGAGAAUUUUCAUUUAUGAGUUCCAUGAUAUGUGGUCUAAGAAAGACCAAAUAGAUUUCUAUUUUUAUUUCUUAUAUUUUAAGUUCGUUGUGUCUAGAGAUUGUUAAUAUUGUAAUUUAAUGUAGACUUACUUUGAAUAAAAUUAGUUUAAUUGGCCUUAAAAUUACAUUAAUAAAACUUUGUGAUAUGCAAA